Messenger RNA from Meloidogyne enterolobii, 486 nucleotides. The record is from the annotation of a GenBank genome assembly. Lineage: Eukaryota; Metazoa; Nematoda; Chromadorea; Rhabditida; Meloidogynidae.
AUGUUUAUCCGUUCACUUUCAAAAGAAUUUGUUGAUGCUUUAAAGCUUCCAUUUAUUAUUCAUUAUUCACCAUUUUCCCAUUGUAAUAAUUCUCUUUUAUCAAUUAAUUCAUCUCUAAAAUAUAUUCGAUAUUCAAGUAAUUCUUCAUCAUCAAAUGAAAAUUAUUUAGGCCCUGAUUAUUUUGAAGGACUUUAUUUUGAUGGAGAAAUCCCUAAAAGUAUAUUUAUUUAUUUGUUUAAUUUAUUUCCUUUUAAAGACAAAAUUUUAAAGAAAUGGACAAGAUCUAGCGGUCCUGGAGGGGCUAAUGUAAAUGCAAAUUCAACAAAAGCUGAAAUUAGAUUUUCCCUUUCGGAAGCCGAUUGGAUACCCAAAAAAGUCCGAGAACGUUUACAACAAAAAUAUUCGGGAAAUAUAAAUAAUAAUAAAGAAUUCUUUCUUACUUCAAUGCGGACAAGAUCUUCGGUUAUUUUUAAAUACUUAAAAUAA